This is a messenger RNA of Closterium sp. NIES-65, 1677 nucleotides long. The record is from the annotation of a GenBank genome assembly. Lineage: Eukaryota; Viridiplantae; Streptophyta; Zygnematophyceae; Desmidiales; Closteriaceae.
AUGCCUCCCACCAUGCCUCUCACCAUGCCUCUCACCAUGCCUCUCACCAUGCCUCUCACCAUGCCUCUCACCAUGCCUCUCACCAUGUCUCUCACCCUACACUGCCACUCACCACACACUGCACCUGCAGGGGCGGAUAGGGAAGCGCUAGAAAUGGCAGCGCUGGCAGAGCUGCAAGUGCUUCUGCCUGGAGUGGACACGUGCGCGCAACUCAUUGGCCCUGCCAUUCCAGCACACAUUGACGAUUCAGGGAAUUCAGGGCGCCUUGCCUUGAGGCAUGGCAAGCAAAGUUUCCUUCAGCAUCCCCCAGUCCUUGAGCCCUGCGAGCCACAACCUUUCGAGCCACAACCUGCCGAGCCACAAUCUGCCGAGCCACAACCUGCCAAACCACAACCUUUCGAGCCACAACCUGCCGAGCCACAACCUGUCGAGCCACAACCUUUCGAGCCACAACCUGUCGAGCCACAACCUGCCGAGCCACAACCUGCCGAAACACAACCUUUCGAGCCACAACCUGCCGAGCCACGACCUGCCGAGCCACAACCUGCCGAGCCACAACCUGUCGAACCACAACCUUUCAAGCCACAACCUGCCGAGCCACAACCUGUCGAGCCACAACCUGCCGAGCCACAACCUGCCGAGCCACAACCUGCCGAGCCACAACCUGCCGAACCACAACCUGCCGAACCACAACCUGCCGAGCCACAACCUGCCGAACCACAACCUGCCGAACCACAACAUGUCGAGCCACAACCUGCCGAACCACAACCUGUCGAGCCACAACCUGCCGAAUCACAAUUACCAGGAGCAGCAGGCAGUGCAAUGCAGCAGGCGGUGCAGCAGGCAGUGCAGCAGGCAGUGCAGCAGGCGGUGCAGCAGGCGGUGCAGCAGGCGGUGCAGCAACAGCAACCGCAGCAGGCGUGGCAGUCCACUUCCACUGAGGCCUCUACCACCACGUGCUGCCCUCCCUUGCCUGCUCGCCUCUUGCCACUCCACCCACCUCUAUUGCAGUGUGCUCCUGCACCGCCUUGCACCCAUCCACUCUCCACCCAUCCUCUUUCUAUCACAGCCACCAGCAGCCUUCCCAUCCCCACCACUCAUCCCAUGCACAGCACCCGUCUUGCCUCCUGGCGAGACACGCUGGUCCCCAUGCUGCGGCAUGCGAUGCACAUUACUGGUCACGUCACGCACGGACUACAGCCACGAGGCAGCACUGCUUGCCGGGGGGGCAGUAGAGGCGGCUCAGGCAGUCCUCACAUCACCAUGCUGCCCCAUGCCUAUUGCCCCACCAGGCCCUCAUGCUGCGCCAGAAGCUCCCAGCGCUCAUCAGAAACUACAGCCACGAGGCAGCAGGGAGGGCUUCUUGCUAGACCCUCAUGCCUUGCCUCAUACCCUCGAGCUGCAUCACAUUCUCCUCUGCACUGCACCACCUCAUGCUGUCCCCCCACCUCAGCCAGUCCUCAUGGCAUCGUACUGCCCAUCCCCCAUCUCCUGCCCUCGGACUACAGCCUCGAGGCAGCAGAGAUGGCCAGGGAGGCGCUCUGCUCGCUGGCUGCUGACGUGCAACGAGGUGGAGAAGGAGGCGGGGUGGAAGCUGAGGGCAAGGGAGGGGCUGCAGCAGCCACGGUGGUGCAACCUGUCAUCAGCGAGGUAGGGGCGGGUGCAAAGGGGCUGUGA